AUGGAAAAAGGAGAAACCAUUGUGCCCCAGCCACAAGAUAGUGAAGAGAAAAUCACUGGUAAAAAGACUUCAGCAGCCAGGGCUAGUUGUGAUGCAAAACCAAAAUCAAUAAGUCGUGCCAAAAAGUGGUCAGAAGAGAUCGAAAAUCUGUACCGAUUUCAACAAGCAGGAUAUAGAGAUGAGAUUGAAUAUAAACAAGUGAAACAAGUUUCUGUGGUAGAUCGUUGGCCAGAGACAGGCUAUGUGAAGAAACUGCAGAGAAGGGACAAUACUUUCUAUUACUACAACAGACACAGGGAAUGUGAUGAUAAGGAAGUCCACAAAGUGAAAAUUUAUGCUUAUUAG
Messenger RNA from Elephantulus edwardii (Cape elephant shrew), 345 nucleotides. RefSeq names its product meiosis expressed gene 1 protein homolog. Gene Ontology annotation, cellular component: nucleus. The coding region runs from base 1 to 345 and encodes 114 amino acids. The transcript has a single exon. The record is from RefSeq and is a predicted model, not a curated record. Lineage: Eukaryota; Metazoa; Chordata; Mammalia; Macroscelidea; Macroscelididae.